AUAAAACCUAGAGAAAGUUGUUUUUAUUUCCCUCGAGAAAGUUUCUCUACUCUUUUAUUUAUUCACAUAAGUCGACGCCGGAGAAUGGGUUCGUCUUCGUCGUCGCUUAACAAGUCUCCGUGUAGAACAGAUAAUAUGGUAACACCUGAGUCUCCCACGAAACAUAUUAACUCAGUGGAGAAAAACGACGCCGUCGUCUCGAUCGUAUCUAAUUCGCCUCCUUCUACCAAGAAAACCUUCGAAUCGCCGAGAAAGAGUGCAACAUCGAUUCCGGUGGCUUCUCCGGCUGUUAAAUCUCGGUGGUCGUUUUCUUCUUCUAAGAAAAGCUUCGGAAGUAAAGAUGAAACCUUUUUCGAUACGCAGCAAUGGCUACAAUCUGACUCCGACGAUGAUUUCCACAGCGUUAAUGGCGAUUUCACUCCAUCGCGUGGAAACACUCCAAAGUGCAGCUUCUCCGAUAGGCAUCCUCGUGUCCAAAGCCUAAUAUUCCAAGACAAGAAAUCUUCUCGUGGCUCUUCUCCAGCGCCAAGACCAAGGAGAAAGAAGCUUGGUGAGCUUUUCAGAGACAGUAUAAGAGAACGACCACAGGAAAGCUCUUUAGACUCUCCUUACCUCUCUGGUGCAAACUCAGGCGAAUUCAACAACGCUGCCAUUAAAGACGCUAGUGUGAAGGAAGAGAAGAAAAAGUCCAAUAGGCAGCAUCAUCGAUGUCUUCCUAGUUUCUCAUCAUGUGGUGGAAGUUUCAUGGAGAGGAGGAAGAAAAUGAGCUCUGAAACAGCGGUUGUUGCUGUGAAUGAGAUGUAGAGAAUAAUACUAAUAUUUUGUAUAUGAAAGAAUGAGAAAGAGAUCUCCGAGUAAAAGUUCUAAUGAAUUUUACAAUAUAUUUCACUUGAUGUGAGAAGAAAAUUAAUCCAAUAGUUGAAGAGAUAGUAAUGUAAAAACUAAAAAGUGUUAUAAAAGACAGGUUUGCUCCGUCCAACAUGUUUACACUGAAACGUGUAUAUUAUUAACUUCUACAUUUUUAAUUCUAUACUAGAACUUGAUCUAAACUCUCACCCAUUUAUUUGAUUUAAUUUGUGUUCAA
Molecule: messenger RNA, 1084 nt
Organism: Eruca vesicaria subsp. sativa (arugula)
Lineage: Eukaryota; Viridiplantae; Streptophyta; Magnoliopsida; Brassicales; Brassicaceae
Source: the annotation of a GenBank genome assembly